AUGACAUCCCACACCUUCACCUACCCCGAACUCAACUCACCAACCCCCAACAUCCAACCCGCCAUCAAAAUCUCCGUCUUUUUCCACAAGCUCCCCGACAUCUCCCCUGAGAAAUUCUUCACCCACUGGCAAUCCAUCCAUGCCGAUCUAGCCAUAGCCACGCAAGCCUUUCAAAAACACAUCCUUCGCUAUGUCCAGCACCACCAAACCCCCGAAAUGAAAGACCGAGCCCGCAGUCUCGGCGAAAACGUCCUGGAAUACGACGGCUGCGCUCAGAUGUGGGUGCGCUCAUGGGACGACUGGAUGGCGUUCUACAACAGUGACGAAUAUGCGGCUGCGCUGAGCGACGAUUGUAAUGAGUUUAUGCAGCUGCCGAUGACGUAUAUGGUGGGGUAUGAGAAUCUGAUUGUUGGCGAUGCAAUUGGAGGGAUUGGAGGAGGGGAUGGAAUAUCGUUCAACAAGGAAUGA
Messenger RNA from Aspergillus steynii IBT 23096, 468 nucleotides. RefSeq names its product EthD domain-containing protein. NCBI's taxonomy places the organism in Eukaryota, Fungi, Ascomycota, Eurotiomycetes, Eurotiales, Aspergillaceae. Gene Ontology annotation, molecular function: oxidoreductase activity. The coding region runs from base 1 to 468 and encodes 155 amino acids. The record is from RefSeq and is a predicted model, not a curated record. The transcript has 2 exons.